AUGGCGCGUGGCCAACAUCUUCCACCUUUAAUUGCGAUUCCGAAUGCAAUGGGUGAAAGAAUUGCACAACCCUCCAACUAUGCAAAUGUUCUCAAUACUCCCUUAGAGAAUAACAAUGUUAAGAGCAGAGCUGGUGACCUAAACGUGAAAUCCAUAUUGAUUUCGCACAAUGGAAUAUCGGCGGUCAUCUUUAAUGCUAAAGAGUUUAACGACGUGAUGGCAGAGGAAUGCAAAUAUACAAUCGUUGGUAAAUUCCUCAAAACAAGACCCCAAAUUGACAAAAUUAGAUCAAGAUUUGCAGAAAAGAUCACUCUCCAAGGUCAGGUUAUGUGGUUGGAGAAAUGGACUUCGAAUUUUAAAGCGGAUGAGGACUCACCCAUUGUACCUGUUUGGGUUCUACUCCCUGAAUUACCCUUCCACCUCCAUGCCUGGAACUAUCUUAAACAAAUUGUGAGACCAAUUGGAGUCCCAUGGUUGAUGGAUGCUGCCACAGACUUCAGAACUAGACCAAGUAUGGCUAAAAUUAGGGUAGAAGUUGACCUAACUAAGCCCAAACUAAAUGCCAUUUGGAUAGGAACUGAAGAUGUGCCAUGUCCUCUAAAAGGCUUCACGCAGAAAAUUGAGUAUGAGAACCCUCCUAAGUACUAUAGGCAUUGUAAAAUCCUUGGACAUUCUAUACUGCAGUGUAGGAGAGUGGAACAGAAAAAGGCUGAACAAGAGAGAGUUGAUGGUAAUAUGGGGACUGAACAGAAAGAAGAGGCUAAGGGUGAGGAGAAGGAGGAUAUAACUGAACAACAGAAAGAGGAUGGCAAGAAUAUCUUCAAAACAACUAAGAAAAAGACUAGAAAAAAGAAGGUACCAAAGAAGAGAAACAAAGUCCUUAUCAAGAAAGUCGCACCUAGAGAGAUUUUCAAAAGAAAAAAGAGAAGGAUACAGCAGAAUAGGACAGAACAAAGCAGGCAAGAUCAGGUUGAAGAAGGAGUUGAUGGAGAAACCUUAGACAAACAAAAGCAACAAAGUGAAACACAACAAGAUAAAGACAAAGAGGGGGAUACUCAAGACAACCCCUCCAAUAUGAGUAAGACUUUGGACAUAGAUAAAAGGGAGAGCAGGUACAUACAAGACAGACAAGAGCAGGAGAGCAGAACUGGCUUAAAAGAGGUGGAAAAUGGUCAAAUACAAUCUGUUAGUCAAUUACCCUCAGAAGUUAGAAAUGCUCCUGGUAUUGAGUUGUUUGUUGAUCUAAAUUAUGACGAAGAGAUGGAACAAGAAGGCAGGACACAAAAUACUGAUUCUAUGAAUGAAAAGGAGAAGGAGGAAAACAAAAAAGAACAGGUCAUAAACAAAAGAGGGAGAAAGGAGGAAAGAAAGUUUGGAAGACGACAAGCCCUAUAUAUAGACUCUAGUGGCUCAAGAACCUUGAGGAAUGAACAACAAGACACUGCCCAAAGCCAGAUAAAAGGAAUUGGAAUGGAAUUUAGAGGAAGGAGCAAAGGAAGGAGGGGAAACAGAAGGAACAAGACUGGAAAAGAGAGGGAUAUUAUCACUAAUACUGAUCAACAAAUCACUCUUAAUCUCAAAGAAAGCCCUGUUGAUGGGGGAUAUUUUGUCACUUUUGUUUAUGCAAAAUGUACACCUGAGGAGAGAGUGGAACUCUGGGGUAGUAUAGGUCCUAAGUUUACUUGGUGCCACUACUGGGCUCCAAAGAAAAGAAUUUGGAUGAGAUUGGACAGGAUCUUGGUUAAUGAUGAGUGGGCUGAAAAGUUUCAAAAUAAUAUAGUUAAACAUCUCUCAAGAUCUGGAUCAGACCACAGGCCUUUACUUCUAAAAAGUCGAAAUCCUCAACAUGAUCACAUAAAAUAUUUCAAGUUUCUUAGCUUUUGGACUGAGAUUCCUGGAUUUUUAGAGAUUGUUCAGAACUGCUGGGAUAAGGAGGUGAAUGGUAAUGCUAUGUGGAAAUUACAGACCAAGCUUAAGAGGUUGAGUUACACUUUGAGUGCUUGGUCAAGGCAUGAUUUGGGUGAUAUUAAUGAUGCUGUAAAGGAUUGGGAGGCUAAGGUGGAACUUCUUGAAGAACUUGAUAUUAUGAACAAUAUUGAUCAAGGCAGACAGGAUCUCAAUAAGGGCCAUGCAGAAUAUGUGAAGUGGCUUAACUUUCAUGACUCUCGGCUGAAGAAAAAAACAAAGCACCAAUGGUUCAAUGAUGGUGACAAAAACACCAAAUAA
This is a messenger RNA of Lycium barbarum (goji berry), 2226 nucleotides long. RefSeq lists its product as uncharacterized. NCBI's taxonomy places the organism in Eukaryota, Viridiplantae, Streptophyta, Magnoliopsida, Solanales, Solanaceae. The coding region runs from base 1 to 2226 and encodes 741 amino acids. The record is from RefSeq and is a predicted model, not a curated record. The transcript is spliced from 5 exons.